Messenger RNA from Megalops cyprinoides (Indo-Pacific tarpon), 2894 nucleotides. RefSeq names its product MAX dimerization protein 1 (gene mxd1). The coding region runs from base 734 to 1399 and encodes 221 amino acids. Gene Ontology annotation, molecular function: RNA polymerase II cis-regulatory region sequence-specific DNA binding; protein dimerization activity; DNA-binding transcription factor activity, RNA polymerase II-specific. Gene Ontology annotation, biological process: negative regulation of transcription by RNA polymerase II. The record is from RefSeq and is a predicted model, not a curated record. Lineage: Eukaryota; Metazoa; Chordata; Actinopteri; Elopiformes; Megalopidae. The transcript has 6 exons.
AACAUUAUUGUUUUCUUUUGUCAGAAACAUUUUAAAGCUAUAUAGCUAUUGUUUAUAACUAAGUUAGCUGGCUAGCUAACGUGAGGUUACUGUGUAACUUUAAAAUAUAGCAGAAGCUAGCAAUAUUUUUGACAAACCGUUUGCUGUGGUUUUCUUAGUUUUGUUUUUUAAAAUCGUUUAGGCACCCAGGUCGGUAUCAAACGAAGGAAACUUGACAGAAAAUAUCCUAUUUCUAACAAUUACAUUGCAAGAAGAUUUAACGUUGGCCACUUUGCUUGCUUGCAACUAAUCUCGCUAGCCAGCUAGCUAUUGUUGUUGGUUGCUAGCUAGCUGUCGUUCUAGAUAGCUGCAGGUAGAAGAUACAAGGACAACAGUUCUCAGUUGGAUUCAAAUAGCUAGCACCUAGCUAACUACCUGGCUAACUAAAUGAUCUCUGUAGAAAUCUGUUAGCCUGUCAGCUAAAAACAGCAACAUUUCGUUUGAACCCGGGUUUCCCUACCACAACAACAAAAAUAAUCAAGCAUAGUUAAAUAAAUAAAUAAAUAAAAACAGCAAGCUAGCUGGCAGACUCGACGUUUUAUCACGACGUACACGAAGAAAAGGACAAAAAAGUGCAUAAUCAACUGUAAAUUCCACUGGAAGACUGACACUGUAGUAAAAGUGUAGCUCAGAGCGGCAGGUUCUUUUUCCAUUUCUGACCCGGAUUGUCAUUUUAUCGGUGUUAUUGUGGAAAAUGGCGGCGGUCGGAAUGGUGCAGAUGUUGAUCGAAGCUGCUGAGUACCUGGAACGCAGAGAAAGAGAAGCAGAGCAUGGCUAUGCCUCCAUGUUACCCUACAGCAACAGCAAAGAAAGGGACAGUCUGAAACGAAAAAAUAAAACUAAGAAAAGUUCCAACAGCAGGUCCACGCACAAUGAAAUGGAGAAGAACAGGCGGGCACACUUGCGGCUGUGUUUAGAGCGCUUGAAAUCACUUGUACCCCUGGGACCAGACUCCAACAGGCAUACCACCCUUAGCCUGCUGAUGAAGGCCAAGGAACACAUCAAGAGGUUGGAGGAGAGUGAGCGGCGGGCCCAGCACACUAUUGAUCAGCUGCAGCGGGAGCAGAGACACCUGCAGCGCCGCCUGGAGCAGCUGGGGGUGGAGCGCACACGCAUGGACAGCAUGGGCUCCACCGUCUCCUCCGAGAAGUCCGACUCAGACCAGGAAGAGCUUGAUGUGGACGUGGAGGGCACGGACUACCUUCUGGGGGACCUGGAGUGGAGCACCAGCAGUGUGAGUGACUCAGACGAGCGCGGCAGCCUGCGGAGCAGCUGCAGCGACGAGGGCUACUCCAGCGCCAGCCUUCGCCGCCUCGCCGACCCUCAGGAUAAGACCACGGUGCUGGGCUGCAGCCUAUAAGAGCACAGCCCACCGCCCCUCCACCCACAACCAGUCUCUGCGAGUCAGACCUGACACCCAGCAUUACUGGUCCAACCAAGCCUGAGCCCUCCAGCUGAGAGACUGACCCCGUCCCCCGUCCCCGCAUACACACACACGCACAUGCAGACACAGACACGCGCACAGCCUGAUCUGUGCCCCAUGCCCGCACACUUCUCCAAGACACACCCAGGAGCCUUUUUGACCUGCUCACGCCCACUUCACUCCUGACAGUCCAAUCAGGUGGACUCACUCGACACUGGCACAGCCCGCUCUAAUUCCUCUGGCCCGGUCAGGCGCAUGGACUCACAAGAACCCCCUUCCCUCUCAGCCGUGUUGCAUCCAGCCAAGACUCAACACGCUGCCUCUCUCUCUCUGCUGGUUCAGUCAGAAACGGACAUCAGCCAUGAGAACGUGGUCAGACCACGCGGUUGCCCUUCUGCGGGCAAAUCACAAGCAGCCAUAACUACUAACUCCAACCCCCAUUCAUGAGGCUGAACCCUCCAGUGAUGGGGGAAUGGACACAAGGCUGUGACUAUCAGAGGAUAUUUUGCACUUAGAGAAUAGGAAGGAUUGUCUUGGUCUGUGCUGUCUUUUAUAUGUCUCAUAAGGAAUUGCAGCUACAGUAUGUUUGAAAACAUCUCCCCUUACUCUCUGCAUCCACGAUGGGCAUCUCCCCAAUGGGGUUUUGGGCACUGAGUGCUGGGUUGGGGUCCUGCUUAAUAACUGAAUAUUGCUGGAACGGGCAGUGCUGCUGAAGCGGCAUGUCCUUCAGCCUGGUUUAUCGGUGGGCUCCCUCAUUUCCUUUAUGGUUCUUUAAAAUGAGGGGUUAUUCUUACCACACGGUCAAGUAAAUGAUCUGUUCUACGGUCAGAUUUCAUACCCAUUACUUUUAGACCACAUCGGCCAUCCUCAACUUUUAUUAUAAAAACAAGAAAAAUAUGUUGUUGUGAAGAGCAAUGUGCAGCAUGAGAUUGUGAUGGGGGAGGGCGGGGUACAGGGGGGUGGGGGUGACGGGGCAGGGCAAUGUCAGGUUGCCCCACAUCUUCCUCUCUCUGACGACAGCGGCGUUUGUGCAUCAUUUAAUGUGCGUCGUUUCUAGGGUCAAGUAAACGGUCACUGUGCCAUUUACGUGUAAGAAGGGAAGACUAACUGACUGACUAACUACAAGAGAAAAGCACAUUCCAUGUAAAAGUACUUAGAGCAGGCCGGCUGAGGACUGUGAGUUUCUUUGAGGAGUGUCCUUUUGUCUCCUCAUCGUUAUUUUCGUGGCUGGGGUGGGGCAGUUCUGCAGGAGUUACCCUCUAGCGCUGGAGGUCGGUGACUUGCCUUGGUUUCUGAAAAGAACAUACGCAGCAGGUGUGUUCGCGUGUCCCCUCAGAUGAGAGCCAGAAUGCUAUGUUGCACGGACACUCCGCCAUCUUGCUUCUGUAUUUAUUAUUUUUGAGAAAUGUAGUCAGUUUUAUGUAAAUAGUUU